Molecule: messenger RNA, 1707 nt
Organism: Chrysochloris asiatica (Cape golden mole)
Lineage: Eukaryota; Metazoa; Chordata; Mammalia; Afrosoricida; Chrysochloridae
Gene: PRKAG2
Product: protein kinase, AMP-activated, gamma 2 non-catalytic subunit
Exons: 17
Coding region: 1-1707 (568 amino acids)
Source: RefSeq, a predicted model, not a curated record
AUGGGAAGCGCGGUCAUGGACACCAAGAAGAAGAAAGAUGUUUCUAGCCCCGGUGGGAGCAGCAGCAAGAAAAUCUCCAGUUCUAAGAGGCGUUCGCUGCGCGUGCACAUUCCGGAUCUGAGCUCCUUCGCCAUGCCGCUUCUGGAUGGAGACCCAGACAGCUUGGAAAAGCAUUCUAGAAAGGUGGACAGCCCUUUCAGUGUGGGCAGCCCCUCCAAGGGCUUCUUCUCCAGAGGCCCCCAGCACCAGCCUUCCAGCCCCGUGUCUGCUCCUGUGAGACCCAAGACCAGCCCUGGCUCUCCUAGAACAGUGUUCCCGUUCUCCUACCAAGAGUCACCUCCACGUUCCCCACGCCGCAUGAGCUUCAGCGGCAUCUUCCGUUCCUCGUCCAAGGAGUCAUCCCCGAGCUCCAACCCCUCUACCUCUCCAGGGGGCAUCCGGUUCUUUUCCCGCUCCAGAAAAACCUCAGGCCUCUCCUCUUCUCCAUCGACACCCACCCAGGUGACCAAGCAGCACUCAUUUCCUCUGGAAUCCUAUAAACAUGAACCUGAGCGAUUAGAAAACCGCAUCUAUACCUCCUCUUCCCCUCCGGAUAUAGGCCAGAGAUUCUGCCAGCCUUCCUUUCAGAGUUCAGCCAAACCUCACCCAGCAUCAACAACACACGCUGCUGCAGCUACUGUAGCGGCGGAGGCGGCAGCUUCGGGUACCGCUGGAGUCGGCAUGCUGGAGAAAUUGGAGUUCGAAGAAGAAGCUGUUGAAGACUCUGAAAGUGGCGUUUACAUGAGAUUCAUGAGGUCACACAAGUGUUAUGACAUUGUUCCAACCAGUUCAAAGCUUGUUGUCUUUGAUACUACAUUACAAGUUAAAAAGGCCUUCUUUGCCUUGGUAGCCAACGGUGUUCGAGCAGCGCCACUGUGGGAAAGCAAAAAACAAAGUUUUGUAGGAAUGCUAACAAUUACAGAUUUCAUAAACAUACUCCAUAGAUACUACAAAUCACCCAUGGUACAGAUUUAUGAAUUAGAGGAACAUAAAAUUGAAACAUGGAGGGAGCUUUAUUUACAAGAAACAUUUAAGCCUUUAGUGAAUAUAUCUCCAGAUGCAAGCCUCUUCGAUGCUGUAUACUCCUUGAUCAAAAAUAAAAUCCACAGAUUGCCAGUUAUUGACCCUAUCAGUGGGAAUGCACUUUAUAUACUUACCCACAAAAGAAUCCUCAAGUUUCUCCAGCUUUUUAUGUCCGAUAUGCCAAAGCCUGCCUUCAUGAAGCAGAACCUGGAUGAGCUUGGAAUAGGAACAUACCACAACAUUGCCUUUAUACAUCCUGACACUCCUAUCAUUAAAGCCUUGAACAUAUUUGUAGAAAGACGAAUAUCAGCUUUGCCUGUUGUGGAUGAGUCAGGAAAAGUUGUAGAUAUUUAUUCCAAAUUUGAUGUUAUUAAUCUUGCUGCUGAGAAAACCUACAAUAACCUCGAUAUCACAGUGACGCAGGCCCUGCAGCACCGGUCACAGUAUUUUGAAGGGGUUGUGAAGUGCAAUAAGCUGGAAACACUGGAGACCAUUGUGGACAGAAUAGUGAGAGCUGAGGUUCAUCGGCUGGUGGUAGUCAAUGAAGCAGAUAGUAUUGUGGGUAUUAUUUCGCUGUCCGAUAUCCUCCAGGCCCUGAUACUCACACCAGCAGGUACCACAGAGAAGGAGACAGAAGCUGAAUGA